AUGUCGGACUUUGAGGAGUAUGCAAGACGAUUCUUCGUUUUCGAACAGGAGCAGAAUGUCUUCAGGACGUCAACCUUGACUACGCUCCAACAAGGAUCAUCAGAAGCCGCCUAUGGUGGUUUGAUAUUCGCGCAGGCAUUAGCAGCCGCUGAGAAUACUGUUGAGGAGAAGUACAAGCCACAUGCAAUGCAUUCAUUUUUCCUGCUGAAUGGUAAGUUUUUUAACACUUGGGGAGAGAGGAGAGGGCAUGAGUUUCUUUUCGAUAUUUUAGCUCCAAAUAAGUGUUUCCAACUGAUUCUUCUCAUAGUUCAUCAAGUUUUCAUUUACGAUCUUGAGGUUGAACCAGAUUCAGCAGUUCAUCAAGAUACGAUGCCAAAUAUCACAUCUUGGAAGAAAUUGAAGACUGUGGCUGAAGCUAUACGCAGCUUGAGGGCGGAGAUUGCUGAAGGAAAAAUUAAACUGAAAUCGUCAGCGGAUAGGUAUGUGAGAUUUCUCGAAAGCCGCACGACCGAGACGAACGAGGACUUGUUCGAGGUGUCGUCGCUUCUACAAAUCUUAUUAGGCCAUACACUAUGGAUUAUCUUGUGGGGACCGAUGAGUCAUCCACCUGCAGGACGUUUCAUUCGUGGUUUAAAACACGGGGUGUUCUUGACGAUUGUGAGAAGCUGCAUAGGUUGGUAUGAGUUGCUUAAUCCUGCGAAGUCCAAGUUGGUUUCUGUGUUCAGAUACUUAGUGGCAUACAAUAGCGACGCAACAAUGGCUAGUUCUGCAUACCGCCCACAUAUCAUCAACGAUUUUCACCCAAGUAUGGUAUUUUCACUGGAUCAUAAUGUUUGGAUGCAUCAACAUCUAAUGCGUGCUGAUCAGUGGAUGUUAUUUGAAAACACUUCGACAGUGGCGGGUAGAGGAAGAGCUUUCACCACAGGAAAACUUUGGAAUGAGGAUGGCGUUCUUCUCCUUAGUUGUACGCAAGAGAUCGUCAUCGAAAUUGACAGAGUGAUGUUAGGCGAGUAUGUGACAAAUUUCUGUUUCAAUCUCAUCUCUUGGUUAAUCUUGGCUGUGUUCGUGUAUGUGAGGACGUCAACCUUGACAACGCUCCACCAAGGAUCAUCAGAAGCCGCCUAUGGUGGUUUGAUAUUCGCGCAGGCCUUAGCAGCCGCUGAGAAUACUGUUGAGGAGAAGUACAAGCCACAUGCAAUGCAUUCAUUUUUCCUGCUGAAUGAUCUUCAGGUUGAACCAGAUUCAGCAAUUCAUCAGGAUGCGAUGCCAAAUAUCACAUCUUGGAAGGAAUUGAAGAGUAUGGCUGAAGCUAUACCCAGCUUAAGAGCGGAGAUUGCUGAAGAUCGGCUUAUGGGAAUUGGUGGGCCAUCUUCUAACUGCAGGACGUUUUAUUCGUGGAUGAAAACAUGGGGUGUUUUAGACGGUUGUGAAAAGCUGCACAGGUACUUAGUGGCUUACAUUAGCGACGCAACAAUGGCUGGUUCUGCAUCCCGCCCACAUUUGAUUAAUGAUUUCAAUCCAAGUAUGGUAUUUUCACUGGAUCAUAAUGUUUGGAUGCAUCAACAUCUGAUACGUGCUGAUCAGUGGAUGUUGUUCGAAAAUAGUUCGACAGUAGCGGGUAGAGGAAGAGCUUUCACCACUGGAAAACUUUGGAAUGAGGAUGGCGUUCUUCUCCUUAGCUGUACGCAGGAGAUUGUCAUCCGAGGCAGAGGAGUUACUUCCCAAAUUUGA
This is a messenger RNA of Angiostrongylus costaricensis, 1731 nucleotides long. Lineage: Eukaryota; Metazoa; Nematoda; Chromadorea; Rhabditida; Metastrongylidae. The record is from the annotation of a GenBank genome assembly.